Ornithorhynchus anatinus (platypus) is the source of this 540-nucleotide messenger RNA. RefSeq names its product cohesin subunit SA-2-like. Bases 1 to 441 code for a protein of 146 amino acids. Gene Ontology annotation, molecular function: chromatin binding. The record is from RefSeq and is a predicted model, not a curated record. The transcript is spliced from 6 exons. Gene Ontology annotation, biological process: sister chromatid cohesion. Lineage: Eukaryota; Metazoa; Chordata; Mammalia; Monotremata; Ornithorhynchidae. Gene Ontology annotation, cellular component: chromatin; cohesin complex; nucleus.
AUGCCGCCGUCCCCGAACGGCGGCGGAACGCGGGCCAAGAGGAGAGGCCGCAAGCAGUGCGAGAACCUCGGGCGGAACCGGCGGAGCCGAAGGAAGGCCGGGAGCGGGGGACAGGUGGUGGAGGCGGUGACGCUCUUCGAGGUGGUCAGCGUGGGCUACGGCGCUAUGCAGUCGGUGGUGGACGACUGGGUCCGGGCCUAUAAAGUCGACCGGGAUGGGGCCCUCCUGGACCUCAUCAACUUCUUCAUCCAGUGUUCGGGCUGCCAAGGGUUGGUGACGCCGAAAUGUUCCAGAGCCCUCCGGGAACGACCUGGCGCGGAGAAUGGCGGAGGAGUUCGACGAGGAAACGGGAUUACAGUACAAAAAAUUCAUGGCGUAUCCCUGGAUUUUGACCAUUACCUGGCCAGUGGACACGGAAAACGACAGCUACCCUCUGAUUAAGCCGGGACCCUACUGGAAGAAAUUCAGAGCCAUUCUGUGAGUUUACCACAGUGCUGAUUCAACAGUGUCAACCCCAGCAUUCUCUACGACGGGUACCUG